Mesoplodon densirostris (Blainville's beaked whale) is the source of this 1254-nucleotide messenger RNA. It is a transcript of the gene HEPACAM, whose product is annotated as hepatic and glial cell adhesion molecule. NCBI's taxonomy places the organism in Eukaryota, Metazoa, Chordata, Mammalia, Artiodactyla, Ziphiidae. The transcript has 7 exons. The coding region runs from base 1 to 1254 and encodes 417 amino acids. The record is from RefSeq and is a predicted model, not a curated record.
AUGAAGAGAGAAAGGGAAGCCCUGUCCAGAGCCUUCAGUGCCCUGCGCCUCACUCCUUUUCUCUACCUGCUUCUGAUCCAGACAGAGCCCCUGGAGGGGGUGAACAUCACCAGCCCGGUGCGCCUGAUCCAUGGCACAGUGGGGAAGGCGGCCCUGCUUUCUGUGCAGUACAGCAGCACCAGCAGUGACAAACCCGUUGUCAAGUGGCAGCUGAAGCGGGACAAGCCAGUGACCGUGGUUCAGUCCAUCGGCACAGAGGUCAUUGGUACCCUGCGGCCCGACUAUCGAGACCGCAUCCGCCUCUUUGAAAACGGCUCCCUGCUUCUCAGCGACCUGCAGCUGGCCGACGAGGGCACCUAUGAGGUUGAGAUCUCUAUCACCGAUGACACCUUCACUGGGGAGAAGACCAUCAACCUCACUGUAGACGUGCCCAUUUCGAGGCCCCAGGUGUUAGUGGCUUCGACCACGGUGCUGGAGCUCAGCGAGGCCUUUACCCUGAACUGCUCGCACGAGAAUGGCACCAAGCCCAGCUACACAUGGCUGAAGGACGGCAAGCCCCUCCUCAACGACUCGCGGAUGCUCCUGUCCCCCGACCAAAAGGUGCUCACCAUCAGCCGCGUGCUCAUGGAGGACGACGACCUGUACAGCUGUGUGGUGGAGAACCCCAUCAGCCAGGGCCGCAGCCUGCCCGUCAAGAUCACUGUGUACAGAAGAAGCUCGCUCUACAUAAUCUUGUCCACAGGAGGCAUCUUCCUCCUUGUGACCUUGGUGACAGUCUGUGCCUGCUGGAAACCAUCCAAGAAGAAGAAGAGGAAGCUGGAGAAGCAAAACUCCCUGGAAUAUAUGGAUCAGAAUGAUGACCGCCUGAAAGCAGAAGCAGACACCCUCCCACGAAGCGGAGAGCAGGAGCGGAAGAACCCCAUGGCACUCUACAUCCUGAAGGACAAGGACUCCCCGGAACCCGAGGAGAACCCCGCCCCAGAGCCUCGGAGCGCGACGGAGCCCGGUCCGCCCGGCUACUCCGUGUCGCCGGCCGUGCCGGGCCGCUCGCCGGGGCUGCCCAGCCGCUCUGCCCGCCGCUACCCGCGCUCUCCAGCGCGCUCCCCCGCCACGGGCCGGACGCACACGUCGCCGCCCCGGCCCCCGAGCUCGCCCGGCCGCUCGCGCAGCGCCUCGCGCACACUGCGGACUGCGGGCGGCGUGCACCUGAUCCGCGAGCAAGACGAGGCCGGCGCGGUGGAGAUCAGCGCCUGA